Molecule: messenger RNA, 2174 nt
Organism: Prosopis cineraria
Lineage: Eukaryota; Viridiplantae; Streptophyta; Magnoliopsida; Fabales; Fabaceae
Product: U3 small nucleolar RNA-associated protein 18 homolog
Biological process (GO): rRNA processing
Cellular component (GO): Pwp2p-containing subcomplex of 90S preribosome; small-subunit processome
Molecular function (GO): protein binding
Source: RefSeq, a predicted model, not a curated record
CGGAUCCAGUUCUUUUAGUCGACGAACAAGCAUCCCAUACUCCGUCGGUCGCCGUCCACCGUUGUCAGCCCUGCGUGGUUGUUCUCGGGCAAGCAGUGAAGAAAGUUCGAAUUCUAAGGCUUUUUCUUCCCAAAACCGGCCUGGUUUUGUGAAAUAUGAGUUUAAUAUCUCAAAAUGUUGACCUUAAAAAUGAGGUCAAGAAGACCAAAAGAGGGGAGACCAGUGAACUUACAUAUCUGGAAGAGGUGGAAGGUGUGAAAGAAUCUGAGAUUGAUAUGUUGAAAAUGAAAAAGAGGAAGAAAGAGAGCAAGGAGGAGCAGUUGCAAAGGGAACAAGUGAAGGAAAUGAAAUCGCUAGAAAAUUUUUUGUUUGGAUCUCUCUACUCCCCUAUUGAAUUUGGAAAGGGAGACGAUAGUCUGCAAGAUGGGAUUGCAAAGGGUUCUGAUUCAUUCUUCACUGACCGUUCUGCAAAUAGUGUGCUAUCGGCUUAUGAAGAUGCAGAUUAUUUGGAGGAAAGUGAUGAUGAUAGGGAUGCUUCACAAAGAAAACCAGCUUGGGUAGAUGAAGAAGAGGAAUCAACUGCUGUAAACAUAGCCAAAGUUAAUAGAUUAAGAAAGCUGAGAAAGGAAGAGGGUGAAAGCUUGAUUACUGGUUCAGAGUAUGUGUCAAGAUUGAGGGCACAGCAUGUAAAACUCAACCCUGGAACCGACUGGGCACAGCUUGAUUCAAGGUCAAAAAUAGAUAAAUCUUCUGAUGAUGAAUCAACAGAUGAAGAAAAUGAGGUUGUUGUGAGCCGUGGUUACAGGGAUAUUGAUGAUAUUCUUAGAACAAAUGAAGACCUGGUUGUGAAGAGCCGGUCAAAGUUGAUGCCAGGACAUUUGGAUUACUCAAGACUCGUGGAUGCAAAUAUACAAGAUCCUUCUAAUGGUCCCAUAAAUUCGGUCCAGUUCCAUAGAAAUGCCCAGCUGCUUCUUGCUGCAGGACUAGAUCGGAGGCUUAGAUUUUUUCAAAUUGAUGGCAAGCGCAACACUAAAAUUCAAAGCAUCUUCCUUGAGGAUUGCCCUAUUCGAAAAGCAUCCUUCUUGCCUGAUGGAUCUCAGGUUAUAGUAUCUGGUAGACGAAUUUUUUAUAGUUUUGAUUUAGUCAAGGCUAAAGUUGAUAAAAUAGGCCCUCUGGUUGGUAGGGAGGAAAAGAGCUUGGAAGCUUUUGAGGUGUCCCUCGAUUCUCGCAUGAUAGCGUUUGUGGGUAAUGAAGGCUAUAUUUUGUUGGUUUCAACUAAGACGAAGGAAUUAGUUGGUACACUAAAGAUGAAUGGGACAGUCCGCGCCUUAGCUUUUGCUGAAGACGGACAGCAGCUGCUGAGCACUGGUGGUGAUGGCCACAUCUACCACUGGGAUCUUAGAACAAUGACUUGCAUACACAAGGGAAUUGAUGAAGGUUGCAUAAAUGGUACAGCUCUUUGCACAUCGCCUGGGGGGGAACUUUUUGCAGCUAGUGGUUCAGAUGGGGGGAUUGUGAACAUUUACAAUAGAGAAGAAUUCCUUGGGGGCAGGAGAAAGCCCCUGAAGGCUAUUGGCAAUUUGAUUACCAAAGUGGAUUUCAUGAAAUUCAAUAAUGAUUCUCAAAUACUUGCAAUCUGUUCGAGUAUGAAGAAUAGCAGUGUAAAGUUGAUACACAUCCCAUCUUACACAGUAUUCUCCAACUGGCCGCCACCAAAUAAGAACCUACACUAUCCCCGUAGUAUUGAUUUCAGUCCUGGUGGUGGUUUUAUGGCCGUGGGAAAUGCUGCAGGAAGAGUUUUGUUAUACAAGCUGCAUCACUACCAGCAUGCCUGAAGAGAAUUUAAAAUAUAUUUUAUCUGACAAACAUGGCAUCAUUUGGUAGAGGUUCUGGCGGGAUUGGUCAAUUUAUUGGGGGAUGGAAUGUGUUGUAUCAGCAUCUGCUGCUCCUGAUGGGUAAUGCGGAAUUGUCUUGUUGACUCAAUUCAUCGAAAUCUGAGUUCAAUAGUUUCUACUUUUUAGAUUCGAAAUGGUUCAAACCGGAGAAGAGAUCUCCUGGGCAAAAUUUUCUUCUGUUGUGUUCUAUUUCGGGAAUACUUUUGCUCGAGAAUUUGCCAUGUUAGUUGUUACUUGAGGUUAAGAUAAUGAAAACUGUAAUCGUUUCCAAUUUCUUGA